Molecule: messenger RNA, 908 nt
Organism: Ochotona curzoniae (black-lipped pika)
Lineage: Eukaryota; Metazoa; Chordata; Mammalia; Lagomorpha; Ochotonidae
Gene: ITGB3BP
Product: integrin subunit beta 3 binding protein
Exons: 9
Coding region: 73-585 (170 amino acids)
Biological process (GO): regulation of DNA-templated transcription; CENP-A containing chromatin assembly
Cellular component (GO): nucleoplasm
Source: RefSeq, a predicted model, not a curated record
GCUUUUCGCCUUUGCUUGGGGACGUUCUCGGCUGGUUCCGGUCAGCGGCGUGCUGCGUCCUUGGCUCCCGCAAUGCCUGUUAAAAGAUCACUGAAGUUGGAAGCACAUUCAUCUACUCCUUCAAGAAUCACAAGGACAGCGAACUACUCGCCAACAACUGGAACUUGUCAGAUGAGCCCGUUUACUUCUCCCACAAGCGCUAAAGAAGAGCACAGAAAUGAGCCAUCGAAUGGAAAGAGAAGAAGGUUCAGUCACCUCAAUUUGAUGGAAAGAAAGGAAUCUACACCACAAGAUAAUGAUGAAUUCAUGACGAUACUAUCUAAAGUUGAGAAGUCAUCAGACAGAGUCAUGGAGAUAAUGCAGAAUUUAAACAGUAUACAGGCUUUAAAAGGCAACAGAGAGCUCGAAAAUCUCAUUGGUAUCUCCUUUACAUGCUGUUCUUUAAAAAAAGAAAUGGAAAAAACCAAAGAACUAAUGACAAAAGUAAUGAAACAAAAACUCUUUGAAAAGAAGAACACAGGACUUCCUCACAAAGAAUUACAGCAUCUGGACAGCUAUGAAUUUCUUAAGGCUGCUUUAAACUGAGGCUCUGAGAAGAAAUGCCCUUACUAUGAGCCCCAAUUUUUGCAUCUGCCUGAUCAUAUUUAAAGGAACAGAAGAGAUGUUUGUAAUUAAUCUGCCCAGUAAAUACCAGAUCACAGCAUGAGGCAGGUGCAAGUCUAGAUAAAAUUUCUUGCAGCUAAUUUAAGCUUUCUACACACACCACUAGGUAAUCUCAAUGUAAAUGAUUUAUUUCUUUGUGAUCCUUUAAUGUAAGCCACCAUGUAGAGAAUGAUCUUGGCAUAACUUUGUAUCAUACAUGUUUCUGUAUACUUUUGAUAUUUUUAUACAUUGAAUAAAGCACAUGU